AUGGUCGACGAGGAGCGUCCUCCAGAGGUACUCAACGAGAAGCUAAGCCAGUUCCUCGUACACUGGGAUGGCCCGGACGACCCUGAAAACCCCAAGAAUUGGAGCAAGUUGAAAAGAUGGUACGUCACCGUGUUCGGUAGCCUCCUCGUCUUCAAUGCAUCAUUCGCGUCAUCUGCACCAUCAGGAAUCCUACCUCAACUCAUCGUAGAUUGGAACAUGUCCACCGAAAUAGCAACUCUCCUCAUCGCCAUCUUCGUCCUGGGAUACUGCGUCGGUCCCAUCUUCUGGGCUCCGCUAUCUGAAGCCGUCGGCCGUCGGCCCAUCUUUAUAAUCGCGUUCACUUUAUACACCAUCUUCCAAGUCGCGUGUGCCGUAGCGCCGAACACGGGUGCGCUCAUCGCUUUCCGUUUCCUGGGUGGUCUGUGCGCCGCAUGUCCACUCACAAACGCAGGUGCCAUCCUCGCUGAUAUGUGGGAUCCCGACAAUCGAGGCCGAGCAAUCGCUUUCUUUGCUUUGGCACCUUUUGCCGGCCCAGCGCUGGGACCUAUUGUCAGCGGUUACAUGACGGUGGCUGGUGUUCAUUGGAGGUGGCUCUUCUGGGUCUUGACCUUCUUCGCUGCAGCCUGCACCAUUGGCAUCGUGUUCACCGUCCCAGAGACGUUUGCUCCCACGCUUCUGACCCGCAAGGCGCGUGCAUUGAGGAAGAAGACCGGUGAUACACGAUACUUCUCCGCCCUCGAAGUCAUGGAGAAGAAUCCUCGGAGGUUGGCAUACCUGAUCUUCGGCCGACCUUUCAAGAUGCUUAUCCGGGAGCCGAUGCUAUUCUUCAUCACGUUGUACAUGUCCUUCGUCUACGGCUGCAUCUACCUUCUGUUUGAAGCCUUCCCGAUUGUCUUCACUCUCGGGCACCACAUGGAUGAGGGUACUUCAGGGCUGAUGUUCCUCCCACUUUUCCUCGGCGGCUGCACAGGCGCAGCUAGCUAUCUCUUCCUCUUCAAUCCCCGAUACGAGAAGCACAUCGAGCGGUUCGCCCCGAAAGCCGUACCACCAGAGUACAGGCUAGAGAUGGCCUUCAUCGGCGCGCCCAUUUUCGCCAUCGGAUUCUUCUGGUUCGGGUGGACGAGUUUCCCCAGUAUCUCGUUUUGGAGCCCGAUGAUGGCCACCUCACUCCUUGGUCUCGGCGUCGUGCUCAUAUUCUUGAGCUUAUUCAACUACAUCAUCGAUGCAUAUCUGAUGGUCGCCGCUUCGGCCCUCGCGUCAUCGACCAUCGUACGUAGUCUGUUCGGUGCAGCCUUCCCCCUGUUCGCAACACAGAUGUACAACCGGCUCAACCCGAGAUGGGCAUCUACCCUCCUGGGCUGCCUGGCGGUGCUGAUGAUCCCUAUUCCGUUCGUUCUCCGAGUAUGGGGUGCAAGGUUGCGGAGAAAGAGCAAGUAUGCUCCAACUGAUUAG
Dacryopinax primogenitus is the source of this 1452-nucleotide messenger RNA. Its product is annotated as MFS general substrate transporter. Gene Ontology annotation, molecular function: transmembrane transporter activity. Bases 1 to 1452 code for a protein of 483 amino acids. The record is from RefSeq and is a predicted model, not a curated record. Gene Ontology annotation, biological process: transmembrane transport. The transcript has 3 exons. Lineage: Eukaryota; Fungi; Basidiomycota; Dacrymycetes; Dacrymycetales; Dacrymycetaceae.